This is a messenger RNA of Cornus florida, 2604 nucleotides long. RefSeq names its product G-type lectin S-receptor-like serine/threonine-protein kinase At1g11330. The coding region runs from base 1 to 2604 and encodes 867 amino acids. Gene Ontology annotation, biological process: protein phosphorylation; recognition of pollen. The transcript is spliced from 8 exons. NCBI's taxonomy places the organism in Eukaryota, Viridiplantae, Streptophyta, Magnoliopsida, Cornales, Cornaceae. Gene Ontology annotation, molecular function: ATP binding; protein serine/threonine kinase activity. The record is from RefSeq and is a predicted model, not a curated record.
AUGGUCGUGUCCUCGGGCUUUGCGCUACCAGUCGUCGAGUUUGGUGAGAUUGAGAGGUUGGGUAUGUGGUGGAUGAUGAGGGCGAAGAUGAAAGUGAAGGUGGAGGUGGUCUCGGGUUCGGAUCUGGUAUUAGCUGAUUCGUGGUGGAGGUGGAGUAUCAAAUUUUGCACCGCCAUAGACACAAUUACAUCAACUCAACCCAUCCAUGACUCUCAAACUAUAGUCUCCAGUGGUGCCACCUUCAAACUGGGAUUUUUUAGCCCUAGUGUUAAUUCUUCUAACCGGUAUGUUGGUAUCUGGUACAACGACAUCUCUGCCAAGGAAGUGGUUUGGGUUGCGAAUAGAGAUACACCUCUGUUUGACUCCUCUGGGAUUGUGACAAUAUCCGAGGAUGGCAAUCUUGUGGUCCUGAAUGAACAGAAACAGAUUGUUUGGUCAUCAGAUGUUCCAAAUGCUUCGGUGAAUUCAAGUGCUCAGCUUUCAGAUUCUGGGAACCUUAUGUUGCGAGAUGACUCCAAUGGAAACAUAAUAUGGGAGAGUUUUGAACACCCUUUUGAUUCUUUGUUGCAGGGGAUGAAAAUUAGUACUAACAAGUUUACAGGUAAGAAGACUCAGUUGACCUCAUGGAAAAGCCCUUCAGUUCCAUCCAGUGGAAGGUACACUUUUGGCGUAGGAUAUUCUACGAAUAUUCCAGAGUUAUAUGCUUGGAAUGGUAGUCUUCCAUAUUGGCGGAGUGGUCCAUGGAAUGGGCAGAUUUUUAUUGGCAUGACUUACACGUCGUCUGCAUACUAUAGAAGAUGUGAAGUUGCAGAGGAUAAAAGGGGAAAUGUAUAUAUGGGUUACACUUAUGCAAAUAAGUCCUCUCAGUUAUACUAUACCACAAGUUGUAAUGGAACUCUAUUGGCGAGGUACCGGGAAAAAGGAAAGGAGACUCGGGAAACUACGUGGGUGGUUCAAAAUACUGAAUGUGAAGCAUAUGGCAAGUGUGGUCCAUUUGGAAGCUGCAAUGCGAAGGGUUUUCCAAUUUGCACAUGUUUACAAGGGUUUGAUCCGAAGGAUAUGGAGGAAUGGAGUAGAGGGAAUUGGGCUAGUGGAUGUACAAGGAGCCGGCAAUUGCAGUGUGAGAGAAACAAUAGUGGUGGUGAAAAAGGCAAACAAGAUGGGUUUUUAAAGCUCAAGACAGUGAAAGUGCCAGCCUUUGCUGCGUUGGUAUUUGCUUCAGAAGACAACUGCAAAAGCCUGUGCUUCAAUAAUUGUUCUUGUAUAGCUUAUGGAUAUUAUAGUGGCAUUGGUUGUUUGCAGUGGAGUGGACAAUUAAUUGACAUACAGGAAUUCUCCUAUGGUGGGGCAGAUCUUUACAUACGUGUGGCAUAUUCAGAACUAGGUAUUGUUUUUUCCACAAAACUAGUUAUCGCAAUUGCAGUUCUCAUAGGAUCAGUAACCAUUGCAAUCUGUAUCUAUCUUUUCUUAAGGUGGAUGGCUAGACCACGAGGAAGGAAAAAAAAAAGUGGGAAGUUAUUUAAAAGAGGGGAAGUUGAUGCAGAUUGUUCAAAUGAAAGCAUGCUUGGAAAUUAUCAUAACCAAAUUAAACUUGAAGAGCUACCUCUAUUCAGUUUCAAGACGCUGGCAAUAGCAACAGAUGAUUUUGAUGGGGCCAAUAAGCUCGGGCAGGGUGGUUUUGGUCCAGUGUACAAGGGAAAAUUGCCAAGUGGACAAGAUAUAGCUUUCAAACGGCUUUCGAGAUCCUUUGGACAAGGGCAGGAGGAGUUUAUGAAUGAGGUUGUAGUAAUUUCCCAACUCCAGCAUCGUAAUCUUGUUAGGCUUCUUGGCUGUUGUGUCGAAGAAGCAGAAAAGAUGUUGAUCUAUGAAUACAUGCUAAAUAAAAGUUUGGAUGCAUUUCUCUUUGAUCCAAUCAAGCAAAAACUCCUAGAUUGGAGAACACGUGCCAACAUUAUUGAAGGGAUUGGUCGAGGACUACUUUACCUUCACAGGGAUUCCAGAUUAAGGAUUAUUCAUAGAGAUUUGAAGGCUAGUAAUAUUCUAUUGGAUGGAGAUCUAAAUCCAAAAAUUUCAGAUUUCGGCAUAGCAAAGAUUUUUGGAGGGAACCAGGACCAAGCAAAUACUAAAAGGGUUGUUGGAACUUACUGCUAUAUGGCCCCUGAAUAUGCAAUGAAAGGGAGGUUCUCGGAAAAAUCUGAUGUGUUUAGCUUCGGAGUAUUGUUGUUAGAGAUUUUAAGUGGGCGAAAGAACACUAGCUUUUAUAAUGAUGAGCACUCUUUAAGCCUUUUGGGAUUUGCAUGGAAGUUGUGGAAUGAAGAUAGGAUUGCAAUUCUAAUAGAUCCAACUAUUUCUGAUCCAUGCUUCCAAGUGGAGAUCUUGAGAUAUAUACAUGUAGGACUUCUGUGCGUACAAGAUUUCGCCGCUGAUAGGCCUACUGUAAAUACUGCUCUUUUCAUGCUUGGUAGUGAAGUUGCAAAACUUCCAACACCAAUGCAACCUGCAUUUUCUGAAACACAAGGUCUCUCAAAUGUACGGUCAUCUCAAGAAAGCCAGAGGAAAUAUUCUGUAAACAAUGUAACUAUUACAAUCAUUGACGGUCGUUAG